Messenger RNA from Pristis pectinata (smalltooth sawfish), 6499 nucleotides. RefSeq names its product oxidative stress-induced growth inhibitor 1-like. The transcript has 6 exons. NCBI's taxonomy places the organism in Eukaryota, Metazoa, Chordata, Chondrichthyes, Rhinopristiformes, Pristidae. Gene Ontology annotation, molecular function: oxidoreductase activity. Bases 368 to 1936 code for a protein of 522 amino acids. The record is from RefSeq and is a predicted model, not a curated record.
UGACCUGGGCAACCCCUGGGGACAUCUGGCCGAUGAAUGCUCGAGGUGCAGGAGGAGAUUGCCAGAAUUACGCAGCAGAUCUAUGCAGAGAGAACAGAGCUACUGUCACAGAUGGACAAGCUGACGGCAGAACUGACCAGUUCUGAUACAACCAGCGGAAGGGAGUACUCUGAGGCCCCUGACUUCAGUACUGAGUCCAGAAAGCUGCUCACAUUGCGCCUCAUUAAAACAACGCAGGAGGUCACGGAAGGGUCAUUCAGAGUGGAAAGGAGAAGUAAACCUGCUGCAAACAACAGGAAGCUCGAGGUCAGCCCGGCAAACAGAACAGAACUUCUAUGCAGAGCAGGGAACAGAUUGUGACCCUCAAAUGCAGAACAAGAAAUUGGAAGUAGCAUUGAGAGCUGAGGGAUCCUUGAGAGGAGACAGGCAGCAUCCACGAGAGUUCGUACGGGUGAUGGACCAGACUGCGCAAGGAUUCACUACCCUUCCUGUGGUGGUAAUCGGGAAUGGGCCCUCGGCAAUUUGCCUGUCCUACUUCCUGUCAGGAUACAGACCUUACUUCAAGGAAUCUUCAGUCCAUCCCAACCCGAUCCUUCAACGGAAAUUGGAGGCAAAUCUGGGAAGAUCCAUCGUGGACCAGGACCUGCAGUUCCUGUCGGAGGGAUUGGAGGGCCGUUCCCACAGCCCGGUUGCCAUCCUGUUCGAUUCCCUCCUGCGACCUGACACCGAUUUGGGCGUAUCGGUGGACUCGGUGCUCAGCUGGAGACUUGAACCCGACCAGUACAUUCCUCACCUGGUCCUGGGCAAGGGACCUCCAGGUGGGGCUUGGCAUUCCAUAGAGGGAUCCAUGUUCACCCUCAGUCUUGGAGACUGGAUGGAGUUGCCCGACCUCCCCUUCAGAGACUGGAUGAGGGACAAGAGACGGUACCUACGGAACGACAGGGCCGUGACCGCGGAUAUCGCUCAGUAUUACCAGCACUACGUCCAAGCCAAGGGGCUGCAGGAGAACUUUGCGUGUGGGACUGUCGUUACCUCGGUGAGGCGGCUCCGACCGCUCGCCGGCGGGGAAGAGCGGACGUGCGCCGACUGGGAGGCCCCAACUCCGCCCUCCGAGCGCCCCACUCACGCCAGCCUCUUCGAGGUGAACGGCUGCACUAUCGCGAGGGACAGUUCAGAAAAGGCCUUCUCCAUUUACGCGGAGAACGUCGUCCUGGCGACGGGCACUUACGACAGCCCUGCUUGGCUUGGCGUCGACGGCGAGGACCUUCCCUUUGUCCAUCACACCACUUCGGAGGUGGAAACGGCCAUCGAGGAGCAUCAAAGGGGAACGAACUUUGACCCCAUUUUGAUCGUAGGGGCAGGCUUGACCGCUGCUGAUGCCGUCAUCGCUGCUCACCAUGGCAACGUCCCAGUGAUCCACAUGUUCCGCAGGGAGGUGAACGACCCGGGUCUCAUCUUCAACCAGCUUCCCAAAGUGAUGUAUGCAGAGUAUCACAAGGUUCACCAAAUGAUGGUCCAACAGGCUUGUAACAGUACAGGGCCUUACGAUGGCUACCUCAGCCUUCCCAGGCACCGAGUGGUGGGCUUCACCCCCGACAGGAAGUGCGUCCUUCAGGACCUGGCGUCGGGAGAGAGCAGGACGGUCAACGUCUCCGUGGCCCUUAUCCUGAUUGGCUCAGACCCCAACUUGACAUUUCUGCCCGACAGAGGAAGGUCACUGGCGGUCAACACGGAGCUCCCGGUCAACGCCAAGCGCAACCCCAUAGACGUGGACAGCUACACGUAUGAGUGCACGCAGGAGAGGGGGAUGUACGCCCUGGGCCCUCUGGUGGCUGACAACUUUGUCCGCUUCCUGCAGGGAGGUGCCCUGGCCAUCACCAGUGCUCUGAGCAAGGCCAGAGCCGACGGUAGCAUCCAAUCCGAAGGCAGCCUCUGACCAGCCAAUCGCUGUAACCGUCAACUCUGAAACGGUGCUUGAGGGCAGGUGUAGGGUCACCGUCGGGAGGUACGACCUGCCCUGAUGCCAGUCUUUAGUUAGCACUGAGAGACAUGGGCUACAGAGGGCAGCUCACCUGCAGACGCUGUACCUUGCAGGAAGAUGGUCUGAUAUUUGUGAUGCCUGGCAGGAGAAGUGGGUGACACCAGCACGUCAGCAAGAUGCGGUGUGUAGGCAGCACGUCCCGGUUGGAAGCCCACCACCUAAGGGGGACCACUCACCAUUCACGCUCACCAGCACACACGGCGAGAUAGCCCUCUUCCAUCAAUUCUGUGUGUGUCUGGGCACUCGACAGAAGUCCUGUGAGUCCUGAACAGCCACCCUGCCUGGAGAAGGUCGGAGAACCUGAGAAAGUCAGACAGACACACCGGAAAACUCAGACCAGCCCUGGUCUCGUUCUCGGGAAAACACAGAGGGAUUCUGUGGGCCGUGCAGAUUCCUUGGGAGCCGCCAGUUGACGGCCAGCUCCUUGAACGGGCAGCCUGACAGUUCCAGAGAGGUGACGCAGUGCGCUGUGGCCGUGCUGGUCCACAGUGCGGAUCCACAGCACGGAAACACGGCGCCAUCCCACAGCACGGACCCACAGCGCCAUCCCACAGCACGGACCCACAGCACGGAUCCACAGAGAGGACCCACAGCUCCGGCCCACAGCGUGGACCCACAGCGCGGACCCACAGCUCUGGCCCACAGCGCCGGCCACAGCACGGAUCCACGGCGCCGGCCCACAGCGCGGACUCACAGCAUGGAUCCACAGCGCGGACCCAUGGCGUCGGCCCACAGCGUGGAUCCACAGUGCUGGCCCGCAGCACAAGCCGAGCAGUGUAAGCUGACUACGAGAGCUAGCAGUGCUGGUCUCAGAGUCACAGAGUUACACAGUGCAGAACGGGUGGUUCACCCACCAUAUCCAUGCCGACCCAACCACGCUAAUCCCAUUUACCAGCACUGGGUCCGUAAGCUCCCUUCUCUCAACAAUGCAAGUGUCUCCAUUACUUAUUAAAUAUUGUAAGCAUUACCACCACCCCCUCAGGAAGUGUGUUUUCAAUUCCAACCAUCCUCUGGUGAAAAGAUCCCCUCGAGACCUCUUGCCCCUUAGUUUCAUACACUUCUGCCAUGGGGAAGGGUCUCUCCUCUCUACUCUAUCCAGGCCUCUCAGAAAAGCCUGCCAGGAUCAAUAAUUCAGCCUGACAGUUAAGAACAACACACAAGAUGCUGGAGGAACUCAGUGGGUCGGGCAGCAUCUGUGGAGAGAAAAAUGGGCAGUCGAUGUCUCAGGUUGAGGCCCUUCAUCUGGACCCAGUUAAGAGCUGCUGGUUCUAUAUGCCGACAGGGGUUGAUUCACGGUAGUGUUAAAGCAAUGGUUGUCCCCACUGAAGUAUUAGACCGCACCACCCCUCCCAUUGUGGAGCAAGGUUUAUCAGGACCAAGGGCCGGGAGCAGGUCCAGGCCAACUCCGGCUGAGAGUCGCCCCCCACCAGGGGCCACAGGGAGUUUGGGUUUCCUGCACCCAUCUACCCUCUCUCCAACCCUCUCACACGGUGAGCUAGCUGCUCACCCCUCAGCUCCUGAGGGAAUGUGGCGAGAAAGUCUCCCGAAGUACCACCCUGGAAUAACGUGAACAACAUGUUUUUCCCCCUCAGAGACAUCAGAUUCUCAGCACCUUGUCAACAAGGCCAUUCCUUUGGGAGCUGUGCUGGCUUGUCAUCAGCAGCUGGCUCCUGUCAGUGAAAACAUUUUCUUGUCUGUGGAUCAAACACAUUCCCAAAUCCUGCCCUGCGGCCAUCUCCGCCUCUCCAACAGUUUUCCAAUGUGUUCCUUCAACGUGCCUUCCAGUGGUUCCUUCCAACACUUAGCACAAGUUACCUCACUGAUAUAUUCUUCCAUUCCCCAGUUCGAACUGCACUUAGACUGCCUCGCUUAUUGUGGCCAGCAGACUCAGCUGAUUCCCCCUUGCUCAUUCCCGACGUGGCCAUCAUAAUCCAAUGAUUAAACCCACCAGCAACACCGCUGAUGCUCGCUGCAUCGUAUGGCCCUUGAUUCAAGUCCCUAUUCAGGGGCCACUGUAAGAUUUGAUCCCAUAUGUGGCUCUAAAGAGCUCCUGCGGUAACCAAUUCAACCCAGUUGGCUUCCUUCGUCAGCACAAUAUUAAUAAACACCGGUAUUAAGGUGAAUAAUGAAGCAGUUAUUCCAGGGAUCAUGUACAGCGGUAUAUCUUUAGUGGGAAUCGGGGUUUCCGGAGGUAUCCCGGACUUUCUACUCCUUCCCAGUAGGCUGCAUGGAGCAUCAAUUCCUCCUGCAGCUGUCAGAUUACCCGGCAACAGAAGCAACAGUUUGUCAUGAAUAUAUAGAGUCAUAGAGCCAUACAGCAUGGAGACAGGCCCUUCGGCCCAACCAGUCCAUGCUGACCAAGAUGCCCAUCUAAGCCGGUCCCAUUUGCCCGCAUUUGACCCAUGUCCCUCUAAACCUUGCCUGUCUGUGUACCUGCCCAUGUACCUUUUAAAUGUUGGCGAUGUACCUGCAUCAACCACUUCCUCUGGCAGCCCUUUCCAUAUACUGACUACCCUCUGGUUGAAAAAGUUGCCCCUCAGGUUCCUGUUAAGUCUCUCCACCACCCCCCCUCACCUUAAACCUGUGCCCUCUAGUUCUUGAUUCGCCUACCCUGGGAUAAAGACUGUGGGCAUUCACCCUGUCGAUGCCCCUCAUGAUUUUAUUCAUCCCGGAAUAGCUCAACAAUGUGAACUUGUUUCCUCUUAGAGAACCAUCCGAUUAAUACUGCCUGCAUUUAUCAACAAUCCCCUUCCCCCUGUACACAAGAGCCAUGGUUCCUAGAGCUGUCCUGUCCUUGUAAGUAUUUCCUUCUGGGCUGCUUUGGAGGAGCCGAUAUUUCUUGAACUGUCUCAUUUUACACACUCUCUCUGUGCUGCCAGCUCCAGCCCAGUUUAUCAGUUACUCUUUCUUCCCAGCACACCUCUCGACUAUGUCCUUUCUCCUGGUUGGAUGUGGUUCACUCCCGCUGAAUUCCCACAGCCCAGGAUGUAGGCCUGAAACAUAGAAUAUAGAACAGUAGAGCACAGUACAGGCCCUUCGGCCCACGAUGUUGUGCUGACCUAUAUAAACCUACUCCAUGAUCAAUCUAACCCUUCCGUCCUGCACAGUCCUUACAUCCAUGCGCCUAUCCUAGAGUCUUUUAAAUUUCCCAAUUGUAUCAGCCUCUACCGCCACCCCCAGCAGUGUGUUCCAGGCACCCACUGCUCUCUGUGUAAAAAACCUACCUCUGGCAUCUUCUCUAAACUUUCCCCCCCCGUUAUUAAACAGAUGUCCUCUGUUAUUGGCCAUUGCCACCCUGGGGAAAAGGUGCUGGCUGUCCACUCGAUCUGUGCCCCUCAUAAUCUUAUACACCUCUAUUAAAUCGCGUCUCAUCCUGCAUCGCUCCAAAGAGAAAAGCCCUCGCUCUCUCAACCUAUCCUCAUAAGACAUGUUCUCUAAUCCAGGCAGUGUCCUGGUAAGUCUCCUCUGCACCUUCUCGAAAGCUUCCACAUCCUUCCUAUAAUGAGGUGACCAGAACUGAACACAACACUCCAAGUGUGGUCCAACCAGAGUUUUGCAGAGCUGCAACAUCACCUCGUGGCCCUCGAACACAUUCCCCCGACUAAUGAAGGCCAACGCUCCAUCCACCUUCCUAACCACCAUAUCAACUUGCGCGGCAACUUUUGGGGAUCCAUGGAUGUGGACCCCCAGAUCCCUCUGUUCCUCCACACUGCUCAGAAUCCUGCCAUUAACCUUGUACUCCACCUUCAAGUUCGAUCUUCCAAAGUGUAUCACUUCUCGCAGUCAUCCUGCCAACUCCAGACUGAUUCACUACGGAGUCCAGACAGAUACCCUGUGAGUCCUCCUGCAAUCGCCCCGAGUUGGCUGAGAUCUCCAUGAUCACUGAGGUUAGGGCACAUUGGGGGCAGUGUUAAGCGAGUGCAAGAGAACUGGCUGCCAAACGUAUUCCCCUCCAACCAAAUCCUUUCCAUGCUCUUCCGUUGGUUAACAGAAGCAGACUACUCUCAACUCUUUUCUGGUCCCCGAAUAUCAUCAUCUCCCCUUUUUGUUGACGGCCACCAACCCCCACAGCCACAGCCCCCCCCUCCAAACUCUAUCACCCCCACCAGCUUGUCAAUGUAAGGGAGUGGUAGGUGCAACAGCAAACAGCCCUUUCACUCUCCUUCAUUUGUGUGGUCUAAUACUUCAGUGCGGACAACCAUCGCUUUAGCACGACCGUGAACCAACCCCUGUCAACAUAGAUCCAGGAGGUACCAUUUAUUAGCCACCCUUCGAAAGAAAGCUAGUGCGGACGGUGGACUGAUUACUCCUUCCUUACUGGGCUGGGGCAGGGCUUUGGAGCAACUAACCUCAGGGUGUAAUGCAACCUCUCGACUUGUGAACACGGUUUAUUUUCUACUAUAUCUAAACUUUGUAAAGACUAACGUUGUUCUAAUAAACUGAUCUUUUAUACUGAAA